Messenger RNA from Arvicola amphibius (Eurasian water vole), 479 nucleotides. It is a transcript of the gene Rpl23a, whose product is annotated as ribosomal protein L23a. The record is from RefSeq and is a predicted model, not a curated record. Gene Ontology annotation, biological process: translation; ribosomal large subunit assembly. The coding region runs from base 75 to 464 and encodes 129 amino acids. Gene Ontology annotation, cellular component: cytosolic large ribosomal subunit; ribosome. The transcript is spliced from 3 exons. NCBI's taxonomy places the organism in Eukaryota, Metazoa, Chordata, Mammalia, Rodentia, Cricetidae. Gene Ontology annotation, molecular function: structural constituent of ribosome.
GCUAUCGCGAGGCUCUGAUGAGACUUCAUCGUAUAAGCUCAUGGGAACGAGAGUAGGCAACCCUUUUCGUCAAGAUGGCGCCGAAAGCGAAGAAGGAAGCUCCUGCCCCUCCCAAAGCGGAAGCUAAAGCGAAGGCCUUGAAAGCCAAGAAGGCAGUGCUGAAAGGCGUCCACAGCCACAAAAAGAAGAAGAUUCGCACAUCGCCCACCUUUCGGCGGCCCAAGACCCUGCGGCUACGAAGGCAGCCUAAAUACCCCCGGAAGAGCGCGCCCAGGAGGAACAAGCUUGACCACUAUGCCAUCAUCAAAUUCCCCCUGACCACCGAGUCAGCCAUGAAGAAGAUAGAAGACAACAACACACUUGUGUUCAUUGUGGACGUCAAGGCCAACAAGCACCAGAUCAAACAGGCUGUGAAGAAACUCUACGACAUCGAUGUGGCCAAAGUCAACACCCUCAUAAGGUGAGUGGGGCCAGUCAGG